Molecule: messenger RNA, 998 nt
Organism: Dicrocoelium dendriticum
Lineage: Eukaryota; Metazoa; Platyhelminthes; Trematoda; Plagiorchiida; Dicrocoeliidae
Source: the annotation of a GenBank genome assembly
AAAUGGUGUCCUUGUGCUCUGGAAUAUGACUGAGGCCGAACAUCGGAUGUUUAUAUCACAUGCCAAACUGGCUGCUCGCGACGUUCUUCCAGAUUCGUUGGUCGAACGAGAAGUGCUUCGCUACCGUUUCACAGAUGGACAAACUCGUUUGGUAGGCGAAGACAUCUUCUUACAGACGCAACAACUUCACAGCUCCACAGAACCAAUCCAUUUGGUGAAACCCGAAGAAUCGGUAACAACUUCAAGCUCUUCCGGUACCACCCUGGAAUCGCUCACUCUGUCACACGCCAGGAAUCAUCUCGCGGACACUGAACGUCCUCACCCAGUGCCCAUCAACGACCCUGUGCGGAUGCAACAGUUCGCAUUCUCAGAUGCACUUUCACUGUCAGUCAAAUUAUCCCUUCUAGAGAGUAGCUUUGAUUCUGUGGCUGUUCAAAUGGAACCGUGGAUUGAGAGACUGAAAAACGGCCGUUGGAUAAAUUUGCCGCAAUCUGCGGUGCUAAGGAGGACGGGCGAGAUUUUCACUCUAAAACACCUUUUGAAUAUUAGCACUUCCAUGCUGGAUACGCCGGAUUUGUAUUGGGAACGUCCUGAGGCCGAAGCGCUCUAUACACAGUUAAGGUCGGCGCUCAAUGUGAAUCCGCGAAUCAGAAUCCUCAAUUCUCGCCUGAACAUGUGUUGCGAGUUGACAGAGAUUUUAUCCAGCCUCCUGCAAUCCAGACACGGGGCUCGUUUAGAAUGGAUGAUCAUUCUGCUUAUUUGUGUCGAGAUCUGCUUCGAGGCAUAUUACUACUACGAACGUCGUCUGGAUCGGCUUACCUCCGCUUUCGAAGUGAACACGCACUGAUCUCUACAUCGCAUUUUCGCUCUCUUUUGUACUAUGGCACUAUUGAAUAGAUCCACUGAUUUCCCAGACUCAUCUUCAAUUUUUGUCCCAGCACACGCGGUUUUAUCCCUGAGGCCGUCUCGAAUGAUGCAUUGGAAGGCCAAAUUGUCAC